GGGCGCGCGCCGGGGCGGUGCCUGCGCCCGCGGCCACGUCCUGGCUCGGCCCCCCAGCGUUGGCGCGAGAUCCGAACGCCGGCGGCGGCCGUUACAGCCCUUCCCUGAGGCCGCGGGACCGGCAGCGAGAGCCACGCGUCCUGUGGGCUGGGUGUCCGCGGCGGCCAUGAGGCGGAGAGGCCCGGAGGAGGAGGCCUGCGGCGUGUGGCUGGACACGGCAGCGCUGAAGAGGCGGAAAGUGCAGACACAUGUAAUGAAGCCAAACACCAAAAUGCUAACACUUUUUCCUGGAGAAAAAAAGGCUAAGAUUUCCUUUACUCAAAGAAUUGCACCUGCAGGCAUUCGGCAGACCAGCAUCGCUUCCUUCUUCACCUUGCAGCCAGGAAGGACAAUUGGUGGUGACCAGAGGAAUGUUUCAUCUCCUAUAGAAAGUCAGACCAACAAAGAGUCUAAGAAUGAUGUAACCCAGCUAGACCAUUUGAUCCAGGGCUUAGGGGAUGAUUGCAUGGCACCCCCAUUAGCCACUUCAACCCCUGCAGACACCCAGGAAGCCGGACUUUCUCCACAGCCCCUCCAGGAUUCUGGCCACCACAGAAUGGGAACACCAUUUUUGACUGUGCCGUCUUUGCUCCAGCCUGACACCUUAGUCUGUGCUGGAAAGAGUAAAGCCUCUCCAUCUUGUUCCUUCACCAAGAACUUGGAAGGUUCUCGCUCACUGGACCAAAAGGAGGAAGAGAAAGACUCUUCCUGGAAAAGGGAAUGGCUUCAUGGAUCUAAGAAAAAGAACUAUCAGGGUGUGGAGAGACCCAUUAAACCACCUCGGGGCAAGGGCCAUGAGCCCUUGGACAAGACGCCAUUAGAAAAGGUGUCUGCAAAAGAAACCAGACAGACCCCGAUCCUCCUUCAAACGUACAGGGAUUCCUGGAAUGGGGAAAACACACACUCAGUGAAACAAAGCCCUUAUCCUAUCCCUCUAUUUUCUUGGGACAGUGAAAAGAAUGACAAGGACUCUUGGAGUCAGCUUUUUACUGAGGAUUCUCAGGGCCAGCGAGUCAUUGCCCACAACUCUAGAGCUCCUUUCCAAGAUGUAACCAACAACCAGAAUCGGGGCUUAGGGCAGUUUUCUAGCAGCCGUUGGGCUCAGUGCCAGGAGACGCCCACUCAGUUAAAUCUGCAGCCUGAUUUGCUCUUUACCCAGGACUCAGAAGGUAAUCAGGUUAUCAGGCAUCAAGUCUAAAUGUCUUUAUGACGGUUUUGUUCUAAAAGUACCUCGAAAUGACAGAGCUGUAGGAAAAUAUUGGGGUGGGGGGGGUUGGGAGUGUGGGUGGGAGGGAGGCAAGGGAUGACGUUAUAAUUGAGCAUUUUCUUGGUGUAAAUAAAGCAAAUGGGGCCACUUGUUGAGGGGGUAUGAUGGUGCCUUUCCCUGAGGAAGAGGUGGCUGGUAAACUUGUGCGAGUCUCUGAUGAGCAAUGAGGAGGCAGGGCAGGUACUUAUCCCUCCACUAAAGAGUCCCUACUCAGCCUGCAGAGCCACCUCUGUGCCCUUUCAGAUGCCUGACUGGAACACCGCUUCUUACGGAUGGAUGUUCUUCUAAUCUCUGGCUGUUAGCUUACCCACUCAACCAUGGGACCAUUAUUCCUGACACCUUUUUGAGGUGAUAAGGCAAAUCUCCUGGGCCCAGAUGUAUGGGGUCAGAGAGGAUAGAGAUUUAAAAAAAACCACCAUCAUUCUGCUUUCUACUUAUUUUUGUGGGGAUUUUACAGCAUUUUAAAGACUUAUACUGUGUUUAAACAUCUCCCUUAAAAUAGCCUGAGCUAUAUAACAAUCUAGAUGUGAUACCACUCUUCUACAAGGUAUGAGGGAACUCCCUUUGUAAAACUACGAAUCCAAAUAAAUGACUCUAUAAGCUGA
Molecule: messenger RNA, 1911 nt
Organism: Leopardus geoffroyi (Geoffroy's cat)
Lineage: Eukaryota; Metazoa; Chordata; Mammalia; Carnivora; Felidae
Gene: AUNIP
Product: aurora kinase A and ninein interacting protein
Exons: 3
Coding region: 167-1237 (356 amino acids)
Biological process (GO): spindle organization
Cellular component (GO): centrosome; spindle pole
Source: RefSeq, a predicted model, not a curated record